AUGUUCGACCCCGCCGGACCCCCGGCCGCCGGCUACAGCGAGCACUGCUGCCUGCGCCCCCCCCACGGACCAGCCCCCGCCGCCCCGGGACCACCAGGCCUCGAUUUCCCCGUGUGCCACCAGCCCGGGCACCGUGGGUAUGGGCUGGCACCAGGGGCCGAACACCCCGGUGAUGGCUCCCGGUUCUCCACGCCCCGCGGCGCGGGGAAGCUGGGGAAGAAGCGGGCGCUGUCCAUCUCCCCCCUGUCCGACUCCAGCAUCGACCUGCAGACCGUGAUCCGAACCUCUCCCAACUCCCUCGUCGCCUUCAUCAACUCCCGCUGCGCCUCCGCCGGCGGCUCCUACGGGCACCUCUCCAUCAGCACCAUCAGCCCGUCCCUGGGGUACCAGAGCCCACCCGGGCAGCAGAAGGGCCAAGGUCACCUGUACACGCCCCCCCCUCCCUGCAGCUCCCACGAGCCCCUGCCCACGCGCCCAGGGCUCCUGCACCACCCCCCCGCUCGUGGGGCCCUCAAACACUGCCAGCAGCUGAAGCUGGAGUGGAGCCUGAGCAGCCCCCUGACUGCCAAAUUCCCAGAGGAGAGAUCCGAGGGCGACAUCUCCAGCCCGGCGUCCACGGGCACCCAGGACCCCCUGCUGGGGAUGCUGGAUGUUCGGGAAGAGCUGGAGAAGGAGGACGGGAAGGCCGAGUGCGAGGCCGUGUACGAGACCAACUGUUACUGGGACGGCUGUGCCAAGGAGUUCGACACGCAGGAGCAGCUGGUGCACCACAUCAACAACGAGCACAUCCACGGGGAGAAGAAGGAGUUCGUGUGCCACUGGGCAGCCUGUUCCCGGGAGCAGAGGCCCUUCAAGGCUCAGUACAUGCUGGUGGUGCACAUGCGGCGUCACACGGGCGAGAAACCUCACAAGUGCACGUUCGAGGGCUGUAACAAGGCCUAUUCCCGCCUGGAGAACCUCAAGACUCACCUGCGCUCGCACACGGGGGAGAAACCCUACGUGUGUGAGCACGAGGGCUGCAACAAGGCCUUUUCCAACGCCUCCGACCGCGCCAAGCACCAGAACCGCACCCACUCCAACGAGAAGCCGUACGUGUGCAAGAUUCCGGGCUGCACCAAGCGCUACACGGACCCCAGCUCCCUGCGGAAACACGUGAAGACCGUGCACGGCCCCGACGCCCACGUCACCAAGAAGCACCGGGGGGAUGUGGGGCCGGGCCGGGCGCUGCCCACCCCCAGCGCCCCCCUGGACAUGAAGCAGGAGAAGGACAUGAACGGCCCCGGAGAGACCCGGAAGGACGACGGGAAGCUCCUGGUGCCCGACCUGGCCUUGGUGAGGAGGGGAGUGGGGGGGUGGUGGGGGUCACCCCCAGGUAACAGUGCAAGAGGAAACAGCCUCAAGUUGUGCCAGGGGAGAUUUAAGUUGGAUAUCAGGGGUAAUUUCUUUGUGGAAAGGGUUGCCAGGUGUUGGAAGGGGCUGCCCAAGGGAGUGGUGGAGUGCCCAUCCCUGAAA
Corapipo altera (White-ruffed manakin) is the source of this 1512-nucleotide messenger RNA. It is a transcript of the gene GLI1, whose product is annotated as GLI family zinc finger 1. The annotation marks the transcript as partial. The transcript has 9 exons. Gene Ontology annotation, molecular function: RNA polymerase II cis-regulatory region sequence-specific DNA binding; DNA-binding transcription factor activity, RNA polymerase II-specific. Lineage: Eukaryota; Metazoa; Chordata; Aves; Passeriformes; Pipridae. The record is from RefSeq and is a predicted model, not a curated record. Gene Ontology annotation, biological process: regulation of transcription by RNA polymerase II; smoothened signaling pathway. Gene Ontology annotation, cellular component: nucleus.